This is a messenger RNA of Myodes glareolus (Bank vole), 5861 nucleotides long. RefSeq names its product F-box protein 42 (gene Fbxo42). Gene Ontology annotation, cellular component: SCF ubiquitin ligase complex. Lineage: Eukaryota; Metazoa; Chordata; Mammalia; Rodentia; Cricetidae. Gene Ontology annotation, molecular function: protein binding; ubiquitin-like ligase-substrate adaptor activity. The record is from RefSeq and is a predicted model, not a curated record.
GUGAAGAUUCCCCGAGCACGGCAAGCACCGGGCUCAGGCAGAGCGGCUGUGCUCUGGCCCUGGCCCUGGCUCCUUCGCCAUCGUCGCCGGAGACGCCAAGCCGAGAGCGCGGAGCGGGCUGGGCCAGCUUCAAGUGGGAUGUCAUGGCCAGCUCCUCGGACAGUGAGGAUGACAGUUUCAUGGCUGUCGACCAAGAAGAAACUGUACUGGAAGGAACAAUGGAGCAAGAUGAGGAAUCCCACCCAGUGUUGGAAGUUGAAGAGACAAGACAUAAUAGGUCCAUGACUGAGCUGCCAGAAGAAGUUUUGGAGUAUAUCUUGUCCUUCCUUUCACCGUAUCAGGAGCAUAAAACUGCAGCUCUGGUCUGCAAACAGUGGUAUCGGCUUAUCAAAGGUGUAGCCCACCAGUGUUACCAUGGUUUUAUGAAGGCUGUCCAGGAAGGAAACAUUCAGUGGGAGAGCAGGACUUACCCUUAUCCCGGAACCCCCAUCACGCAGCGCUUCUCCCACAGUGCGUGCUAUUAUGAUGCCAAUCAGUCUAUGUAUGUCUUUGGAGGCUGUACUCAGAGCAGUUGCAAUGCUGCCUUCAAUGACCUCUGGAGGCUCGACCUAAAUAGCAAAGAGUGGAUUCGACCAUUGGCUUCAGGGUCCUAUCCUUCCCCCAAAGCUGGAGCCACUCUAGUCGUGUAUAAGGACUUGCUAGUGCUAUUCGGUGGCUGGACGAGACCAAGUCCCUAUCCCUUACACCAACCAGAGAGAUUCUUUGAUGAAAUUCACACAUACUCACCAUCUAAAAAUUGGUGGAACUGCAUUGUUACUACCCAUGGGCCUCCUCCCAUGGCUGGCCAUUCCUCUUGUGUUAUAGGUGAUAAAAUGAUUGUCUUUGGUGGCUCUUUAGGAUCCCGGCAAAUGAGCAAUGAAGUCUGGGUGCUGGACCUGGAGCAGUGGGCGUGGUCCAAGCCGAACAUCUCUGGCCCCAGCCCUCAUCCCCGAGGUGGCCAGUCUCAGAUUGUUAUAGAUGAUGCAACUAUCCUGAUCCUCGGCGGUUGUGGCGGUCCCAAUGCCCUGUUCAAAGAUGCCUGGCUGCUGCACAUGCACCCAGGUUCCUGGGCCUGGCAGCCGCUCAAGGUAGAAAAUGAAGACCACGGUGCCCCGGAACUAUGGUGCCAUCCAGCCUGCCGGGUGGGACAGUGUGUGGUGGUCUUCAGCCAGGCUCCUAGUGGGAGAGCACCGCUCAGCCCCAGUUUGAACUCUCGCCCAUCACCCAUCAGUGCCACUCCUCCAGCCCUGGUUCCUGAAGCCCGAGAGUACCGCUCCCAGUCCCCAGUGAGGAGCAUGGAUGAAGCUCCUUGUGUCAAUGGCCGCUGGGGAACACUGAGGCCCAGGGCUCAAAGGCAGACUCCUUCAGGUUCCCGGGAAGGGAGCCUCUCCCCAGCCAGAGGAGAUGGCUCUCCCAUCCUCAAUGGUGGAACCUUGUCUCCAGGAACAGCAGCUGUCGGGGGUGCUUCCUUAGACAGCCCUGUACAGGUAGUAUCUCCAAGCACUCCAUCUGCCUCCGAAGGAUAUGACCUAAAAAUGGGACUUUCUCUAGCCCCCCGACGAGGGUCUCUACCAGAUCAGAAGGACUUGAGGUUAAGUUCCAUUGACCUGAAUUGGGACCUGAAGUCUGCUUCCAAUAGCAGUCACGUGGAUGGUACAGACAACAGGACAGUUGCAGGGGGGAGUGUGAGACACCCUCCAGAACAGACCAAUGGUGUUCACACCCCACCACAUGUGGCCAGUGCCCUUGCAGGGGCUGUAUCCCCCAGUGCCCUGCGGCGGAGUUUGGAAGCCAUCAAAGCAAUGUCAUCCAAAGGCCCCUCAGCAUCGGCCACACUAAGUCCUCCUCUUGGGUCUUCUCCAAGCUCUCCUGGGAGUCAAAACCUGAGCAGUGGAGAAACAGUACCCAUCCCCCGCCCAGGACCAGCCCAAGGAGAUGGUCAUUCUUUACCCCCCAUUGCUCGCCGUCUGGGCCACCACCCUCCACAGUCCCUCAAUGUUGGCAAACCCUUGUACCAGAGUAUGAACUGUAAGCCCAUGCAGAUGUAUGUUCUGGACAUUAAAGACACCAAGGAGAAAGGCCGGGUCAAAUGGAAAGUGUUUACUAGCAGUUCUGUGGUCGGACCUCCGGAGACUAGCCUGCACACAGUGGUGCAGGGCCGAGGAGAGCUUAUCAUAUUUGGAGGGCUCAUGGACAAGAAGCAGAAUGUGAAGUACUAUCCAAAAACAAACGCCUUGUACUUUGUGCGAGCAAAGAGAUAAUGUGUUCAAAAUCCCUUUUUGUUUGGAAUAUUCCAGUGUACAAGCAUUUGGACUGAGACUUGGGGAAAACAACAUGACUCCCACAGACCAAAACUCCAAUUCCAGGCCUAACUCACUCCAGGCUUGGAUCAAAUCUUCAUUAAGGAAAAGAUUAUAUAUAAAUAUAUACAGAUAUAUUAUAUACCCAACUCUGUUUACAAGUAAAGGUGAAACCUUCGUCCUGGUUCAGAUGAGCUGUUGCGGAGGCUGUGCUGAUAACCAGACCAGUAAGUUAGGGAAAGACAAACAGCAUUAACUUCCCACGAGAAGCAAGCUGAGAGCCCCUGUGAUCUCUGUGGCCUUCUCAGACAGAUGCCGCGCUGCAGGGUCAAAGUCAGUUAACAGAAAAAAUUCUUCCCCCUCCUGUUUGAACCACAGAGGACCUGUGAUGGCUCUGUAGAAGCACCCUGUGCCUGGUCCUUCUGUGAUCCAGAGAAGUCACCCAACAAGAAAUACUGUUCCCCACAUGCUGGAGUCAUGGUGAAACAAUGUUUAGAGAGCCGCCAUCCGUCUGCCUCCUUCCUGUCCAUCGGUCCUUUGAGUUCUCCCUACAUCUCUCAGCAAACAUGCAGUGUCCAAUUAUGAGAUUUUUCCAACAAUCGUGUUUGGUUGCAAGUUGCCAAAAAACAUACUGUUUUCCUUUUAGAAUUGGGUCCUCAGAGGCCCUUUUCUGUCUGUAGGCUGCUCCCCUGCCCUUCAGUGGCUUGCUUUGGUUUGGGAUGUUUUGUUUCACUUUUUGUUUUGUUUGGGGCAUUUGGUCUUUUUAAAAAGCAUCAGGACUUCCAUUGCUCCAGCUUCUCUUACAAAACUCCAGUGUCUGUAGAAGUCAGAUGUUCUCAAGCCUUCCACCGCAGUGUGGGGGUACACACCUGUGACCCUAACACUCAGAGCAGGGGCCGGAUGAUGGGGCUAGCCUGGGUUAUAUGAUGAGACCCUCUCUCAACAAAACAAAAUAAAAUUAAGAUACCAAUAACAUUAAAACAAAACAAAACUCAGAAGCAUCAGAAGACACCCCACCCACCCUAGGCAGGGUCUCACUAUGUAGCUCACAAAGACUCUCCUGCCUUCGCCUCCCGAGUGCUGGGAGGAAUGACACGUGCCACCAGGCCCAGCCCCAAAGUUUCCUUUUUCUCUAUGUGUUUUUUUUAAUCUCCAUUGCACUGAGCACACCUGUCCCUAUUGGUAAAGUGUAGGAGUUGGUCUUAAAGGCGAAUCUGGGAACGGUUCCUCCCAGAAAGGGUCUCCUGACUUGUGACUGUGCUGUGCUGUUGGCGGGUUGAGUAUCACGUCCUAGACACUUGGAGGUACACUUGGAGAUGACCUGGGGGCAGCACUGUCCUUCCUGCUCUCUUGUUUGCACCUAAGUCCCCAGCAGGCUUUGUUUGUACUUUCACUUCAGUCCAGAUAAGUGCAACCCCCAGGAGAGGGCUCACGUUGUUCAGAGGGCACCAGAAAGGACUAGACUUGAAGCAUAGCCUGUGCAUAGGAGAUAGCAUAUAAGAUUAUUUUAAAUGGCCAUGCAACUCUGAAUUUUGGUGGCUUCUUGUCAGUGGUGAAGGAUUUUCAUUUUGCCUUUAAAACCAAAACUGAAACAAUGAAAGCAUUUCCCACCCCACCCACUCUCCUUUUUUCUUGUCAGCAUCUCCCAGACACAAGCCCACUGCUGCUGUCCCCACCUGUCUGAGAGCUGGGUCUGCUUCAUGCUCAGUCUUCCCUUAGCCAUUCGCUCUGCUCUGGUGGUCUCAGCAGGAAAGCCCCUGUGGGAGCCCAGGGAAGGUAUGUGCUCUGGAGCUGCUCCCGAGCGAACACCCGUGUGCCUACAUCUGUGUGUCCCACUGCUCUGGCUCCCUGCCUUGUUGCUUCUGCCAGUCCUUUGGCCGAGACUGUUUGAUCCUGUGGGGCCCUGCCUUAUGAGGCGAGGCCAGCAGAUGAGCAACCUGGUGUUACUGAACCUUGGCUGUGAUAUUUACGUGUGGACGGUGUCCCUGGGCUUGGUUUCUACUUAAAUACCAAGUAUUUCGACAUUUGGAAGUUUAAAAUCUCCACUUUGUAGUCUUUCUUUUUCCCCUGUGGCCUUCCUAAGCUGGCUGUCAACUGUUGAUUCUCCUACUUUUCCCAAGUAGGCAGGCAACAGAAAUAUUAACCUCUUUGAAAGCAAUGGGUUCCUCAGAACUCUGGGGUCCUGGGGCUGCCCGCACUGCUGAGAGCCCGGUGUCUGCAGUCCCUCCAGAGGAAACAGAGCCUUGUGUGCACCCAGCAGUGCAGGACUCGGUCAUCCCUGAGCUCUGUGGAUGUGUGGCGUGGGAAAGUGACUCCACAGUGACGAUGGUGUCUCCACAGAGGUCGGCAUUCCCACAACACCGUUAGUUCAAAUUUAACCACAACUCCUUUUUUUUUGACACGAUACCAAUUUUGUCUUAAAAUUCACUGAGAGACAUGAGACAAAAUAUUUUGUUUGAACCCUCAGGAGCACCUAAAGCAAAUAUUUAUCAGUAUUUAAGUAUUUAAAAUACAUCUUGUUUCUACUUGAAGCUUUAACCCUUUCCAUUCCUACAAGUGUGCCUUGGAGAGCCCUCGGUCAUACUAACUUCAGUCAUUUCGCUGGCCUCUGCUGUGUUCUGGGCACUGCUCCGCUCCUGCACAGAGCCCCUGUUCAUUACCCACACCACACAGCAGAGAGCUUUUGUUUUCGUUCCUCUUUCCACCUUUCUUCCUUGCUUGGGGUGAGCACGUCACAACCCCACCUCCCGCCACAUUUUGAGAUCACCAAGGUGUAGAAAGAGUUUUGUUUAAAGUAAUGCUGGAGCUUGCGCUCCUCCCAGCUCUGUGGGUUGAUUGACUUUAAUGUUUGAACCACCACAAACUGUGGAAGAGCGGCCUUGGAACUCCUUAAAUACAGCAGAGAAGAGGAGGAAGCCGCAUUGCAGGAACAGCCACUGUCAACAGAACAAGGGGGUCCUCCCUUCCUUUACCAUAUCUUUCUGGGUUCGUUCUGCUUUGCUUUUCCCCUUCAAAGUGAAUCACCUGCUUGGUAUGUCCGUCUGUCUGUCCUUGUCCUCAUGGUGACCCCAGCAUGGUGAUGUACUCCGCUUAGUGUUAUCUCACCAGCGCAUACGAUGGUGGAGAGGAGCUGAAGGGGGGCCAGGAAAGGAAACCUGGCCUCGGGUACUGCGUACAGCAUGUUCUGCUGCCACCAUUGGUGGCCUCUCACCACCGUCCUUAUGGAUGAAAGUCAGCCUGCCUGACUCCACUGUACUUGCUCUGCUCGCUCUGUCCCCUUCUACCAACCAGGGCUCAUGUCAGUGCGCACCCACCGUGCCCUGGCGAAGCUGGUGCUGUGAGUGAUGUUUCCAUACCACUCAGGGGUGCCAGGUGGCUCACCCUGAUCGUCAUUUUAGGCACAUUACAGUGUAGGAAUGAAAAUGGAACCCAUGGAUAUUUAAAUCUGUCAAUUUCAUUUUUGUUAAUGUUUUCCCCUGAUGACUUUUUAGCAGUUUAACAAAUAAAACAAAAAUGGACUGA